Messenger RNA from Salvia miltiorrhiza (redroot sage), 6176 nucleotides. RefSeq names its product putative callose synthase 8. Gene Ontology annotation, molecular function: 1,3-beta-D-glucan synthase activity. The transcript has 40 exons. Gene Ontology annotation, biological process: (1->3)-beta-D-glucan biosynthetic process. Bases 140 to 5995 code for a protein of 1951 amino acids. Lineage: Eukaryota; Viridiplantae; Streptophyta; Magnoliopsida; Lamiales; Lamiaceae. The record is from RefSeq and is a predicted model, not a curated record. Gene Ontology annotation, cellular component: plasma membrane; 1,3-beta-D-glucan synthase complex.
GAAAGCCAAAAAAACAAAUAGAAAAUCAAACUAGGCAAAGCAUGCAUAUACGCUCAAGAUUCCACGAUAUAUAUAUACUUUUUUGCUCCAUGCAAUCUCACUCUUCCCUACUCCGAAUAUUUUCUUGGCUUCUCUCAAAAUGUCAGAAAUUAUUGUUGCAGACCCCAUAAAUGAUGAUCCAAAUCAAGCCAGCACCAGCAGAAGAGCUUACGCUACAGAUGAUUCACGCUCUUUCACGAGAUCGCUCACUUUUGGGCGUGAUCAUGUCACUGAGCCCUUUGAUAGUGAGAAGUUGCCUGUCACUUUGGUUUCAGAGAUCCAAAGAUUUCUUCGUGUUGCCAAUUUGAUUGAGAUUGACGAGCCCCGGGUUGCUUAUCUCUGCCGUUUUCAUGCCUUUGAAGUGGCACAUAACUUGGACAGAAAUUCAAGUGGCCGGGGGGUUCGACAGUUCAAAACUUCUCUUCUUCAGCGGCUUGAACAGGAUGAAGAAGUCACAAUUAGGAAAAGGAAGGAAAAGAGUGAUUUACGUGAACUACGACGUGUAUAUCGACAGUACAAAGACUACAUCAUCAAGCAUGGCGCAGGAGAAUAUACGUUGGAAACUAGAGAAAAGUUGAUGAAAGCUCGUGCAAUUGCAUCUGUUCUAUUUGAAGUACUGAGCACAGUCACUUCAGCAGCAGGUUCCCAGGCCCUUGCUGAUGCUGAUAAUUCGAGAUCUGAAUUCUAUGUGCCUUAUAACAUUCUCCCUCUCGAUCAGGGAGGUGCUCAUCAACCGAUAAGGCAACUUCCUGAGAUCAAAUAUGCAAUAGCUGCUGUACGCAAUGUCCGAGGUCUGCCUUUCUUGGAAGAUUUUCAGAGGCGCAUGCCAGAUAUGGAUAUGCUCGACUGGCUUCAGUUCUGCUUUGGAUUUCAGAACGGAAACAUAGCCAACCAGAGGGAGCAUUUAAUCCUUCUACUUGCCAAUGCCCAUGUUCGUCACUCUCAUAAACAAGCACCAAAGUUAGGGGAGGGAGCUGUGGAUGAACUGAUGAAGAAAUUCUUUAAAAACUAUACAGAGUGGUGCAAGUUUCUUAACAGAAAAAGUAACAUCAGGUUGCCAUAUUUGAAACAGGAAGCCCUACAGUAUAAACUUCUAUAUGUUGCACUUUAUUGCUUAAUAUGGGGAGAAGCAGCAAACUUAAGGUUUAUGCCGGAAUGUCUCUGUUACAUAUUUCACCAUAUGGCAAGUGAACUGCACGGCAUGUUGACAGGUGCAGUGAGUUUAGAAACUGGAGAAGUAGUCAAGCCCGCAUAUGGAGGAGGACACGAAUCUUUCCUAAGACAUGUUGUUUCCCCAAUCUACAAGGUUAUAUGGGAGGAAGCUAUGAAAAACAGAAACGGGACGACUGAUCAUUCAACAUGGAGGAACUAUGACGACUUAAAUGAAUAUUUCUGGUCUCCAGAUUGCUUCGAGAUAGGUUGGCCAAUGCGUCUGGAUCAUGAUUUCUUUUACACAAACCCUUCAAAUGAUAGAAAAAAGAAGAAACCCCGAACACCAGACAAGACUCCUGAAGAGGAGAAAAGCAAUGACAAUGAAGACGAAGAGAUGGGAGCACCUGUAAAUGAAGUGAAGGAACCACAGUGGUUAGGGAAGACAAAUUUUGUUGAAAUCCGUUCAUUUUGGCAGAUUUUUAGAAGCUUUGAUAGAAUGUGGAGCUUCCUUAUUUUGUCACUUCAGGCAAUGAUAAUAGUGGCAUCCCAUGAUCUAGAAUCUCCUUUACAAUUUUUUGAAGCAUCCGUACUCGAGGAUGUUAUGAGCAUCUUCAUCACUUCAGCAGUUCUUAAAUUUAUCCAAGCGAUCCUUGAUGUUGUCUUCACGUGGAAAGCUAGAUGCACGAUAGACCAUAAUCAUCAUCGUAGAGAUUUGCUGAAGAUACUGGGGGCAAUGAUAUGGACAAUUGUUCUCCCUAUAUACUACUCUACUUCUAGAAGAAAAUAUAGGUGUUAUUCUACUCAAGAAGGGAGCUGGCUUGGCGAUUGGUGCUAUUCUUCCUAUAUGGUAGCAGUUGCAUUCUAUUUGAUUACCAAUGGAGUCAACAUGGUCCUCUUUCUCGUGCCUGCAGUUGGAAAAUAUAUCGAGACCUCAAAUACUCGAAUAUGUACAGUUUUCUCUUGGUUGGCUCAGCCUAGAUUAUACAUCGGAAGAGGAAUGCAAGAGAGCCAAGUAUCUCUGCUUAAGUACACUUUUUUUUGGGUGCUGUUACUACUAAGCAAAUUCACAUUCAGCUACACGUUUGAGAUAAAACCUCUCAUAAAACCAACGAGGCAGAUCAUGAGGAUCGGGGUUAAAAACUAUGAUUGGCAUGAGCUUUUUCCUAAAGUGAAGAGCAAUGCUGGCGCCAUUGCAGCGAUUUGGUCUCCUAUUAUCCUUGUGUAUUUCAUGGAUAUACAAAUAUGGUAUUCUGUUUACUGCUCUGUCUUUGGUGGAGUUUAUGGAAUUCUGCACCAUCUUGGUGAAAUUCGUACACAGGGAAUGCUGCGGAGUAAAUUUGACACUUUGCACUUGGCAUUCAAUGAUUGGCUUAUACCACCCCCGGCUAAAGGCUAUAAAGACGGAAUCAGAAUGUGGCUUUGCCAGCCAGGGCUUCUGAAGGCUUUAGAGAAAAAGAAGGGCGGAGUUCUGAAGUUUGCUCUUGUGUGGAACCAAAUUAUUAGUAGCUUUCGAGAGGAGGACCUGAUUAGUAACAGGGAAAUGGAUUUAAUGAAAAUACCUCUUUCAUCGGAAUUACUUAAUAAUAAAGUCAGGUGGCCUGUUUUUCUCUUAGCAAAUAAGUUCUCAACAGCUCUAAGCAUUGCUAGAGAUUUUGUGGGAACAUACGACGGUCUCUUGAAAAAGAUUAGAAGGGACAAGUACAUGUACAUGGUUGUAAUUGAAUGUUACGAAUCACUUAAAGAGAUCUUUGAUAUCCUCGUGGUGGGCGACACAGAGAGAAGAGUCAUAUUUGGUGUGAUUGAUGAAAUUGAGGAAAGCAUUGGAAAAGCAUCACUUCUUCAGGACCUCCGCAUGAGUGAGUUACCGACUUUAGUUUCUCUCUGCACUGACUUGAUCAAGCUACUGGUUAAAGGUGAUGAAAAUCAUCAUUAUAGAGUUGUGAAGACACUACAGGACAUGCUUGAACUUGUAACAAACGAUUUGCUCAUAAAUGGCUCCAGAACGUUGGAUUUGCUCCAACAUGAACAGCAACUUGAGGGAGUCAGAACUAAAUUCUUCGACCGUCUUGACCCAGAAUUAUUUGCUUCGGUGCAUUCCAUUCAUUUCCCUUUACCGGAUUCAGGUCCUUUAAUGGAAAAGAUUAAGCGCUUUCGUUUGUUGCUUACUGUCAAAGAUACGGCAAUGUAUAUACCAUCAAACCUGGAAGCUCGAAGACGGAUAUCAUUUUUUGCUACUUCUCUAUUUAUGAAUAUGCCUAGAGCUCCAAAAGUUCGCAAUAUGUUGUCAUUCAGCGUUUUGACUCCACACUUCAUGGAAGAAGUCAAGUUCUCGAAGAGAGAGCUUCACUCCAGCAAAGAAGGAGUUUCCAUUAGCUUUUAUAUGCAAAGGAUAUUUCCAGAUGAGUGGGAAAAUUUUCUGGAACGCCUGGGAAAUGAAAAUGCAGAUGACAUGAGUGAGGAUGUGAAUGAGGAAGAUCUAAGAGACUGGGCCUCGUUUCGAGGGCAAACUCUAAGCAGGACUGUUCGAGGAAUGAUGUAUUACCGAAAAGCACUAAAGUUACAAGCUUUUCUUGACAUGGCUGAGGAUGAUGAUAUUCUUCAAAAUUAUGAAGCGAUUGAUAGGGCAAACGACACAUUAUCAGCGCAACUUGAUGCACUAGUAGACGUGAAAUUUACUCACGUUGUUUCAUGUCAAAUGUUUGGAGCACAAAAAUCCUCGGGUGACCCUCAGGCUCAAGACAUACUUGACUUAAUGAUAAGGUAUCCAUCCUUGCGUGUUGCUUAUGUCGAGGAGAAAGAAAAUUUUGAGGCGGAAGGGCCUCCUAAAGUUUAUUCUUCUAUCCUUGUCAAAGCUGUUAAUGGUUUUGACCAGGAAAUCUAUCGAAUAAAGCUACCAGGACCUCCAAAUAUUGGGGAAGGAAAACCUGAAAAUCAAAAUCAUGCUAUAAUUUUCACGCGUGGUGAAGCUCUUCAAGCGAUUGAUAUGAACCAAGAUAACUAUCUCGAGGAAGCUCUCAAGAUGAGAAAUUUGUUGCAAGAAUUUCUACGACCUCAAAGAAGGAGCCCACCGACCAUUAUUGGCAUGAGGGAACACAUAUUUACAGGAAGUGUUUCUUCUUUGGGAUGGUUCAUGUCAUAUCAAGAGACCAGCUUUGUGACAAUUGGUCAAAGACUUCUAGCAAAUCCGCUCAGAGUAAGAUUCCAUUACGGACAUCCAGAUUUAUUCGACCGUAUAUUUCACUUGACUAGAGGCGGCAUAAGCAAGGCAUCGAAGACCAUAAACUUAAGUGAAGAUGUAUUUGCAGGAUUCAAUACCACGCUACGUCGAGGACAUGUUACAUAUCAUGAAUACAUGCAAGUUGGCAAAGGCCGCGAUGUUGGACUUAACCAAAUCUCAAAGUUUGAAGCCAAAGUGGCUAAUGGGAACAGUGAGCAAACUCUUAGCCGCGAUAUAUACCGCCUUGGACGCCGCUUUGACUUCUUCCGGAUGCUUUCUGUUUACUUUACAACUGUUGGCUUCUAUUUUAACAGCCUGAUAUCCGUAAUUGGAGUGUACGUGUUCCUGUACGGACAGCUUUACCUCGUUCUUAGUGGUCUUCAGAGAGCUCUUCUGCUCGAGGCUAAAGUGAAGAACAUAAAAUCUCUGGAAACAGCAUUGGCCUCUCAAUCAUUUAUACAGCUUGGGCUGUUAACAGGUUUGCCAAUGGUGAUAGAGCUAGGAUUGGAGAGAGGUUUCCUCAACGCCCUCAAAGAUUUCGUGCUGAUGCAACUACAGUUAGCUUCGGUUUUCUUUACAUUCUCUUAUGGAACAAAAGCUCAUUACUAUGGUAGAACUAUUCUGCACGGGGGAGCAAAAUACAGACCAACUGGGCGCAAGGUGGUGGUGUUCCACUCGAGCUUUACAGAGAACUACAGGUUGUAUUCACGGAGCCACUUUGUGAAGGGAUUCGAGCUCCUUCUUCUGCUGAUCGUGUAUGAUCUAUUUAGACGGUCGUACCAAAGCAGCACGGCCUAUGCAUUGAUAACAUAUGCAAUCUGGUUCAUGUCACUGACAUGGCUGUUUGCACCUUUUCUGUUUAAUCCAUCUGGAUUCGACUGGGGCAAGAUUGUGGAUGAUUGGAAAGACUGGAACAAGUGGAUCAAGCAGCAGGGUGGGAUCGGUAUCCCACAAGAUAAAAGCUGGCAGUCGUGGUGGAUCGAGGAGCAAGCUCAUCUCAUGCAUUGUGGGAUCACGUCUCGCUUCAUUGAGUUCAUUCUUUCCAUCAGAUUCUUCCUUUACCAAUAUGGUUUGGUCUAUCACCUUGAUAUAUCUCGGCACAACAAAACCUUCGUCGUCUAUGUCCUCUCAUGGAUUGUCUUUGUUAUCAUUUUCCUCCUACUCAAGAUAAUCAAUGUGGGGAGGAAGUAUCUGAGUGCUGAUCAUCACCUGGCAUUCCGGCUAUUCAAGGCCUUCAUUUUCAUGGGAGUAGUGGCGACAAUUGUGACUCUCUCUCUCAUCUGCCAUCUAUCCAUGAGGGAUCUGAUUGUUUGUUGCUUAGCCUUUCUACCUACUGGCUGGGGCAUGAUACUGGUUGCACAAACGGUGAGACCUAAGAUUGAGGGCACCGGGUUGUGGCACUUCGUGAGGGUGUUCGCUCGGGCGUAUGAUUAUGGGAUGGGCGUCAUCCUCAUCGCGCCUCUCUCAGUCCUGGCCUGGCUCCCGAUUAUAUCAGCUUUCCAGACGCGUUUCCUCUUCAACGAGGCCUUCAGUCGGAGGCUGCAGAUUCAGCCCAUUCUUGCUGGGAAGAAGAAGCACCAGUCCUGAUUCUUCUGCACCAUUCAUUCAUCUGCAUGUAAAUAACAUGAUAUUUGCAGACAAUACACACUGUAUAUUUCUUCAUGUAUAGCAACUUAGUGUAGCCUUGUAGGUGAUCAUUUUUCCUUUAUAGAAGAUGAGAAACAGUUUUACUUUCUUUAAUAAUUCCAUUCUUUGAUGAUUUUCAUCU